This is a messenger RNA of Onthophagus taurus, 855 nucleotides long. Lineage: Eukaryota; Metazoa; Arthropoda; Insecta; Coleoptera; Scarabaeidae. The record is from RefSeq and is a predicted model, not a curated record.
AAGGUGAAGACUUUAACCAAUCAGAAAACGUUAUUUAAAACGUGGUAGCAGUAAACAAACGAGACUAACAGAUUUUAGUGUGAUUUCGAACGCGAUGGGGGGCGCAUGCUAAUUUUGUCCGCGAUCUUUUAAAGAACCAAAAUAAAAGUUAGGUUACUUGUCAAUUACCAGUCACCAUUGUGAUAUAACCUCAAAAAUAGUAAACUUAUUAUUUAAUAAGUUAAAUAAGAAGAUUAUUUGAAUUAAAAUUAUUCACCUGUAAUAGUAAACAAGAAAAUUAACUGGUUCCUGAUCCAAUUAAUUCAGUAUACCAUUCCGAAGAAUUAUUCCAAUCCAAUCAAGAAUCUACAGAUAGAGAACUUCAGUAAUCUACAAAAAUGUCUACCAUGUGGCAGAAAUGAAGUCAGCGGUGAUCCGACAUUAUGAUCACUUAUCAGGGAGAGGAUGUUAUCGAUUUCUCAAUCCAAAACACGCAGCAAUUACUGCGGCAAUAUAUGCCUUGAACAUCUCCAUUUUAGUAGUUUUGAUUUACAGUUGGAGAAUUAGUGUUAAUAUGAAGAAAGUUAUCAGUUUAGAAGAUGUUUAUUAUGGCGUACAGAUAGCGUAUUUUGCUAUUAUUGGGACGCAGCUUUUCAUGUUGUUGCUGAGCAUAGUACUUCUAUUCGGAAUUUAUAAGCUUUUGCGAUUGUUCGUUCAGGAAAAGCGAGGACCAGGACGAUGUCGCAUAGCGUCGUUGUGUUGUUCUUUUAUCCCCUAAGCCCAAAGCUUUUACGGAAAACGUCUGCCGAUACAACAAAGUGUUUGUCCAAUCUGUAAUCUGUGCGUCGUUGGACAUCAACUAAAUGGUUCUAGAAA